This is a messenger RNA of Bactrocera dorsalis (oriental fruit fly), 902 nucleotides long. Its product is annotated as ubiquitin thioesterase otubain-like. Gene Ontology annotation, biological process: protein K48-linked deubiquitination. Bases 95 to 880 code for a protein of 261 amino acids. The transcript is spliced from 3 exons. Lineage: Eukaryota; Metazoa; Arthropoda; Insecta; Diptera; Tephritidae. Gene Ontology annotation, molecular function: ubiquitin binding; cysteine-type deubiquitinase activity. The record is from RefSeq and is a predicted model, not a curated record. Gene Ontology annotation, cellular component: nucleus.
GGCAAUUCACAAUAGAUUUGGGCCGCGUAUAUUGCUGUUUUGUUCUUGUGUUCUUAUUGAUUUUAAAAACAAAAUUUGCUUAUUUCGUAGUAAAAUGGAUAAAAUCGAACAAAAUGAUGGCACUAAUCGUGAUGAAUUGAUUAUGCAGCAACAACGCGAAAUCGAAAAAGAGAUAAGUGACUCGACACCAUUGGUAAGUGAACAACUGCCCAUAACUUGCCUUAAUGCUGAGUAUCUGGGUGAUGAAGUUUUCACAUCAAAAAUUCAAGAUCUUGCCGGCAAGUAUAAGUUCUUACGACGUACCCGCCCUGACGGAAAUUGCUUUUUUCGUGCAUUCGCUUAUGCUUACUUAGAGCAUUUAAUAUCCAACAAAGAUGAAUAUCUACGAUUCAAAGACUUGGCGGAAAAAUCGAAAGAUAAGCUAGUGCAGUUGGGAUUCCCUAGUUUCACGCUAGAGGACUUUCAUGAUACCUUUAUGGAAGUGGUUAAACGAGUAGACCCUGCAAGCGGUUCCACAGACCAAGUAUGUGACGAGCUGCAUAAAGUGUUCAAUGAGCAAGGUUACUCUGAUUAUGUAGUAGUCUAUUUACGCUUACUCACUUCUGGAAAGCUGCAAGAAGAGGCUGAUUUUUAUCAGCACUUCAUUGAAGGAAAUUUUACAAUUGAAGAAUUUCGUCAUCAGGAAGUGGAACCAAUGUAUAAGGAAUCAGAUCAUAUACAUAUUAUUGCACUCUGUACCGCUUUAGGUGUAGGCGUGCGCGUAGAAUAUAUGGAUCGGGGUGAUACGCAUGUAAAGGCGCACGACUUUCCAGAGGGUAGUACACCAAAAGUUUUUCUAAUUUAUCGACCGGGUCACUACGAUAUUCUGUAUCCCAAUUAAAAUCUAAACUUGAAGAUAUCAA